Molecule: messenger RNA, 669 nt
Organism: Pararge aegeria (speckled wood butterfly)
Lineage: Eukaryota; Metazoa; Arthropoda; Insecta; Lepidoptera; Nymphalidae
Exons: 2
Coding region: 25-669 (214 amino acids)
Source: RefSeq, a predicted model, not a curated record
AAAGUUGAAAAAAAAAUUGGGACUAUGAAACUUGCAAUCAUUAGCCUGGCCUCUAUCAUCGUCCCAUCAUUAGGUCAAUACGCUAUCAACACUGGCCUAAGAGCUGAUGUUACCUUCGGCGAAGAGAACGAUAGGUUUGACGUCACCAACCUCAUCCGCCGACAGACGAAACACUUGAAACCCAAUCUCGACCCGCAGUCCGGAGAAUUUAGAAGAAGAUAUAAAUCAAAACAUAAAUCCAUAAACAGAGAUGUACCCUGGCCUCAAUUACUGGAUUCGGCAUCGGGGAGAGAUGUUUUAAGGAAACGGAUACAGGCUAAUCUAGAAGAACAUGUUAAUAAUCUAGCUAACACUAUCAUCUACAAGAUAAGAGGAAUGCGACGUAAUCAAGAGUUUGCACAUCAUGACAAUAUGGAUAGUGGAGGUGAGGAUGUCGAUGAUUUUAAUAACAACCUACGUGUAUUUGAAAAUAAUCGCGAUUUAAAAGAAAAUAAUAAAGAAGAUGAUUCGAUGCGCAGGCGAAAUCGUUUGCAGGACAUCGUUUACAAAUUACACGGUCGGAAGAAUACUAGGCGUACGGCGAUAGACCCAGAAAAAGAAAUUUUGUUUCACUACGCGUUUCCUAUCGACAUGAAGAUUGAAGGAUUUUUACAAGCGCCAUUGGUUUAA